CAGGUCUGGUUCUCCAGGAGGCCAGAAGAAGACAUCAGAUCAUCUGAAAUUGUUAGAGACAGUUUUGAGUUGCCAUGUGGGUCUGGAAACUGAACCCUGGCUCUUUGUAAAAGCAGCAAGUGCUCUUAGCCCCUCAGCCACCUUUGUGUCCUCAGCUCCAUGCGCUGCUAGAAUAGAGUGCUCAAAGCUUUGACAAAGUGAAAAGUCAAACGCAAAGUUAAAAUGGUCUUUUUGUUUGUUUUUUUGAGACAGGGUAUCUCUGUGUAGCCCUGGCUGUCCUGAAACUUGUUCUAUAGACCAGGCUGGCCUUGAACUCCUAGAGAUCCUCCUGCCUCUGCCUCUUGAGUGCUGGGACUAAAGGUGUACACCACCACUGCCUGGCAGAACACUGAAUCUUAACAGUAGACAAUAAAGUAAGUGAUACUGUCUCUUUUUUAUAUAAAAAAUUAUCUGCACACAAUCAUAAAAAGAGGUCCAGUUACACCAAAGCGUUGAAGUGAUUAUUUAUAGGGUAUUAGAACUUGGAGUGGUUUGAGUUUCUUUUCUGCUUAUUUCCUGUUUUCACAUGACGUGAAAGAUGUUAAUACUCCAUCCAGACAGGACAGCACAGUUAUGAGGGGAGAUUGGGGUCUAGACAAUGUAUCCCUCUGAUUCUGUGGACCUAAUAAAGCAGUUGACACUGUGUUGUGACUGUUCUGUGUGGUAAAUGCGUGGCGUGAAGACGCAAUUGCCAGGCUUCAGGAGUGCAGCAGGAGUCUUCUUGCUAGGACAUCUGACCUCCGCCUGUUACCCUGAAAACAAGUGGCAGUAGAUUUGAUCUGCGUGAAGGUAGAGACAAAGAGACAAAUGAGAUUUAUGAAAGGAGCGUCAAUAGGAUUUAGGAUGGGCUAAUGCAUGGCAGGAAGCAGAGGCUGUAAUGGAGCCCAUAGCCCGGCAAGAGCCAUUGGCUGUAUGGUGACGUCAUUCACCAAGGAGCCAUACCGGAGGUGGGAAGUAGUCAGGGCUUCUAUCCUAGCCAACCUUUAUAAGAGAUGCCCUUGAAAGAGCAAAAGCCACAAUGAGAAGCAGAGGCAGACGUUUGGAACGCUGAAGGAACUCCUGUAAAAGGAGCUACAGCACUCAACUGCUUGAGAGAGGUCCCGGGCCAGGACAAGCGCAAGGAGGUGCUGCAAGUAUUUAAGUUUGUGUAAGAAAAAGGAUAGCCUGAAAAUGGAGUGUUGAGAGUCAGGCGACAAUGGCAGCCCAGUACCAUGGUGUGGGGUCCACAACCAGAAAGCCCAGUGCCGGCUAUGGUGAGAGGAGCUGGAGAGCUUGGAGACCAAGACCAGGAAAAUUCCCAACUGAGAAUUGUCUUACUGGGAAAAACGGGAGCAGGAAAGAGUGCAACAGGGAACAGCAUCCUCGGGGAGAAGGUGUUUCAUUCUGGCAUUUGUGCAAAAUCCAUUACCAAGGUCUGUGAGAAAAGGGUGAGCAUCUGGCGUGGGAGAGAGCUUGUUGUCGUGGAUACACCUGGUGUUUUUGACACUGAGGUACCAAAUGUUGACACGCAAAAAGAGAUCGCUCGCUGUGUUGCCCUGACCUCCCCAGGGCCUCAUGCUCUGCUCCUGGUGGUUCCAUUGGGACGUUACACCAUGGAAGAUCAUAAGGCUACACAGAAGAUUCUAAGCAUGUUUGGAAAGAAGGCGAGAAGAUUCAUGAUUCUCUUGCUCACCAGGAAGGAUGACUUGGAAGACACCGAUAUCUGUGAGUACUUAAAGUCAGCUCCUGAAGACCUUCAAGAGCUGAUCCGUAAGUUCGAGGAUCGCUACUGUUUGUUCAACAACAGAGCAUCAGGAGCUGAACAGGAGGACCAGAGGACACAGCUGUUGACCUUGGUCCAGCACAUGGUGACAGAAAAUGGAGGAAGAUGCUUUACCAACAAGAUGUACAGAAGUGCCGAGAAGGAGAUUCAGAAACAAACCCGGGAGAAGCAAGAGCAUUACAGACAGGAGUUGGAGAGAGAGCUAGCGCGGAUAAGAGAUGAUUAUGAAGAGCAGAUUAGAGACCUGAAAGAUCAGCUGGAGUGGGAGAGGAGAAAGGCACAGAUGGAGAGGGAGUUCACCAGAACAAAGGCUUACUACACAGAGAGACAGCAAAAUGCUAGGAGGGAAGUGGAGACCCAAAAUACGAUAGUUGAUAUAAUCUUAAAAAUAUGGGAGGUUGCUUGCUUUAUCAUCAGUCAGUUUAUGCAAGAUGACUAAGACCUGGUCUAUACGACUAGACCUCAUCUGCUUUCCGCAUUUGUUCCUGAUAACCCUGCCCACCCCUCACUGGCCAAAUUCUCUGCUUUCCGUCCUCCAGAACUAAGGAGUAAAAGGCACCUUUGGCAGUUGACAGAUGUUCAACUGACUUAGCAAAAAACCCCAACCAAUCCUCUAGAACAACUCAAAAGCAGAUGUAUUCAUGCUCGCCACCCUUGCGUUCUUCCUCAGAGAAAGUCACCCAGGAGCCCCCAGGAGAUGACUGUAAGAUGUUCCCAUUCGUCCUCCUCUGAUUCUCAACAAUAAUCUUCACCUGCAGCUGCUAUACACUGCUGCUCAGGUUUUUUUUUGACAACAGUCCUCUAUGUUUUAUUAGAAGUUCAAUUCUUUGCAUGAGGUAAUCUUUAGAUGACUGUACAGUUCUCAGUGAGUGUCAGUUUGUUUUGUUACAAACUCAUGAAUGGCCUCAAAUUGUUCGCCAUCUUUCCUUUGAAGGAAAAGCAAAUCUUAUAAGUCAAGUAACUCAGGAUAAGCACAAAUUAGCAAUUUAAUAGACGACACUGCAGUGUUCGAUAUGCUCAGGUGUGUCUCUAGAAGCUCUCUGUCAACCUUCUAACCAGUUUGAUGAAGUCAGUUCUCUGCUUGAGAAUUGAUCUGAUUGCUCCAACCCCACCCCAUACCCCAAUACAUCCAGCUUGUAUUGCUUCUGCCCAGCCCAGCUAAUUUGCUUAUUAUUUUUAUAAUAAACUUUUCUACUGCCUCA
Molecule: messenger RNA, 3003 nt
Organism: Arvicola amphibius (Eurasian water vole)
Lineage: Eukaryota; Metazoa; Chordata; Mammalia; Rodentia; Cricetidae
Gene: Gimap4
Product: GTPase, IMAP family member 4
Exons: 3
Coding region: 1251-2240 (329 amino acids)
Molecular function (GO): GTP binding
Source: RefSeq, a predicted model, not a curated record